GGGCAGCGGUGAGGCGACGUGGAGGUCCCCGCAGCCCCCGUCUGCUCCAGGACGCACUGGACCCAGCGGCCGAGCCGAGCCGAGCCGAGCCGAGCCGCGUCUCGCUCCGCCGCGCGCUGCCUCCUCUUCACCGGAGCGUCCACGCGCCGCACGCGUCGUCGCGCGUCACUGUUGCUCCACGGUCGCGUCGUAUGUGGACAUGCUCCCACGGCCGAGCGUCCGCCGUCGAUCAGAGGUUGGGCUCUCAGUCAACAGAGGGUUAGAGCCACCAGCGCGUCCCCCGCCCUCCUCCAGGCCUGCCUUCGUCUGAACAGCAGCGAAGACACACAGAGGUCUCUCGCUGCCAGUGAUAGUGUGCGUGUGUGUGCGUGUGUGUGCGUGUGAGCAAUGGUGUAAGUCAGUGUUCAGAGUUAGGAGGAGGACGGAACCCAAGCAAGUCAGCAAAUCCGAGCCAUUGGCUGUGUGCAUGAGCCGUGUGUGUCAGACGGGCUAACGUGGAGCGGGCGAUGAGGCGCUGAGCUGCUGAGGGGGAGAAUCUGCAGGAGGAGCAGCGAUGGGGCUCGGACAGUCCAGCAAGACUCCAGUGACUGACGACACAGACGAGGUGAAUUUCGACCACUUCCAGAUCUUGAGGGCAAUCGGAAAAGGAAGCUUUGGAAAGGUCUGCAUCGUGCAGAAGAAGGACACCAAGAAGAUGUACGCCAUGAAGUACAUGAACAAGCUGAAGUGUGUGGAGAGGAACGAAGUGAGGAACGUCCUGAAGGAGCUGCAGAUCAUGCAGAACCUGGAGCAUCCGUUCCUGGUCAACUUCUGGUACUCCUUCCAGGACGAGGAGGACAUGUUCAUGGUGGUGGACCUGCUCCUGGGAGGAGACCUGCGCUACCACCUGCAGCAGAACGUGCACUUCUCUGAGAGCACGGUCAAACUCUACAUCAGCGAGGUGGCGCUGGCUCUGGGAUACCUGCGCUCCAAGCACAUCAUUCACAGAGAUAUCAAACCCGACAACAUACUACUGGACGAGCACGGACACGUCCACCUGACAGACUUCAACAUCGCAGCCAUCGUGAAAGACGACCUGAAGGCCACGUCCAUCGCUGGAACCAAGCCAUAUAUGGCGCCGGAGCUCUUUCAGACCUUUGAGUGCUUCCACCCCGGCUACUCCUUCGCCGUGGACUGGUGGUCGCUGGGCAUCACGGCCUACGAGCUGCUGAGAGGUCAGAGGCCAUAUGUGAUGAGAUCCAGCACACCGGCUAAUGAGAUCCUUCAGACUUUCCACAAGGUCCAUCCCAGCUACCCAGCAGCCUGGUCUUUGGAGAUGAAGUCUCUUCUUAGAAAGUUGCUGUGCAUAGAUGCCCAGAAGCGCAUUUCCUGUCUAGCAGAGCUACAGGAUCUGGACUACAUGUCAGAUGUCAACUGGGACGCUGUGCUCAGCAAACAGCUUCCUCCAGGCUUCAUCCCCAACAAGCGAAGACUAAACUGUGACCCCACGUUUGAGCUGGAGGAAAUGAUCCUCGAGUCCAAACCACUUCACAAGAAGAAGAAAAGGCUCGCUAGGAAGACCAGGGAGCAGGGAUCCGAUGGGUCCCCACAGAACGGUCAGUUGCAGCAGCGCUUGGACAACGUCCAGAGAGACUUCAUCGUCUUCAACAGAGAGAAGUCGAGGAAAGCCGCGGUGGAGUCCCAGUGUUCCGAUCUGUCCACCAAUGAGGAGAACAAGGCGAUAGAGGACGGACAGAACAACAACGUGGAGCCGGCCGCCUAUGUAUCAGGAUAGAAGUGCUGAGACCCCCUCCCACCCGCUCGUCACUAGCACCCGCCUGCAGCUUGUAGAUUAGCAAGCAGACACACAUCGCUCCACGUUUCACCUGCACCACUCCCCACAUAUCGUACAAACACACGCCCGUAGAACGGACUCCUGCAGCAGCAGCAGCAGCAGAGCCAGAACCAGAGCCAGAACCAGGUACCAAGAACUGUAAGUCACAUCAGAGCAUGGCUCACAUCCCCCUGGUGCUUUAUGGUCCGGUGCAAAGGAGGCUGCACGGCCGGAGGCCGAGCCUGAGGCCCGGAAGGAGCCCACCUCCCAGAAAAACACUUAACUGGCUCUGUUUCUUUAAAGGUAGGAAUGAAAGCGCUGAGGCGUGGAGCGUUCAUCAUCGCAGCAGAUGCGCGGCUGUAGCGGCCAUUACGCUUCACUACUGGAUCUAAGAGCGGCGGCGCGGUCGCAAAUAGUAAAUCUGCAAAUCGGCAGCGUCCGAUUUGGGUUUGUAGCUGUGAAGCGGUAGCAGAUAGAUGUGAUGUGUUCUGCACUGAACGCUGCUUUGCACAUGCUUCUUCAUCCUCGUAGCAUUUAUGCACUGAGAGAAACUAAAUUUUAGUCUGAGUGACUUUGUGGUUUUGUAGACAAGGUUAGGGAUUAGUGUUAGAUAGGGUUCAUUUUUUGGUUAUUGUCGUCAUUGAAGUUUGUUUGUGCUCCAGAAUUUUAAUGGCCUCCCUCCUUUGUCAGUUACGCAUGUGCCACCAGAUAAGACUCUACAUUUGUACGGCAAUUAGCUGCUCCCAGAGAAAAACACGUCUGCAGAUGGUAUUUGGCCAUAAAACGAAACUCAACACCAGCUGGAAACCAUAGUAACAACAAAUCUUAAAGCCAACUGUGUGUCGUUCAUUAUUGAGAGAAGUAAAAAGGAAACAAGGAGCAAACAAGCACCAGGCAUGUAGAUCUACUAGAGUAAAUAUUCACUGUAGUCGAUCAAACACAGCUGCAUCUGAAACUAGCUCAUACUCUGAGUGUUUCCUGUAAAUCCUAUGUGUAAGUAGCACAAACCUGAGACGUUUUCACCGUAAGUAACUGUCAUUUUGUACUAAUACCUACUCUUCAAUCGGCCUCUGUAAUAUUCACUUGUAAUAUCACUCAAUCCUCAUGUCUAUAAUAAUUGAUGUUCCAUUUAGGAUUGUUUUUGUGCUGGUACAAUUAUCUCACCUUUGUGUUGUUGUUUAGAUUAGAUUCCACUUUACUGUCAUUACACAUCUACAAGUACAGGGCAGCGAAGUGAGGUUUAGCAUCUAACCUGACGUGCAAUAAGCAGGAAAUGCAGAAUAAACAAUGUCUACACUAAGUAGAUAACUCUUAUUGACAGAGAACUACUGUGGAGCCACAGUAGCAUUCAGUGGACGUGCUUCGAGCAGAAUAAUGUGCAGAUUUAUAGAUUGCUUUGUUAGUUGCAAGGCCUUGGCAGGAACAUUGAUCCAAAGAUGAUUUGCGCUGUAGGAUAUAGUUGAUAGAUGAACAGAUGACUGUGAGUGGGGGAAACCCAGAGUUAAAAAUUAUGUCUCAUAAGUCAGCUCCUAUAUUAACACAGGUAUAGCAUUCAUUUUGCUGUCCUUCAGACGUCACUGUGUGUUUGUUGUAUUCAGAUGUGAUGAAGUUGCAGACUAUAAAGGUGUGCCUUAAACUUUUUUUUGAACCA
This is a messenger RNA of Betta splendens (Siamese fighting fish), 3464 nucleotides long. It is a transcript of the gene stk32a, whose product is annotated as serine/threonine kinase 32A. Lineage: Eukaryota; Metazoa; Chordata; Actinopteri; Anabantiformes; Osphronemidae. Gene Ontology annotation, molecular function: G protein-coupled receptor kinase activity; ATP binding; G protein-coupled receptor binding. The record is from RefSeq and is a predicted model, not a curated record. The transcript has 13 exons. The coding region runs from base 554 to 1774 and encodes 406 amino acids. Gene Ontology annotation, biological process: protein phosphorylation; regulation of signal transduction; G protein-coupled receptor signaling pathway.